GGUUAAAAGGUAGGAUGACUUUACAUUUACAUAUAUAUACCAGGCUGUGAGCGUAGAACUACAUUCGAUAGAUUGUUCAGUAGCUAACAGAAGUAGAAAUAAUAUAAGAGGAUAAAACUAUGGAUAAAACAAGUGCAGAGGAGGAAAAUCACAACGAGGGGGCGGAAGGCAAGGUAUCCGUUCUUGAAGAUGAAAACGGGGAACAGUUAAAAGUUGUUACAUUUGAAGAGAUUGUGAUGCCAGUUUCAGCAAUGCAAAAAGGAAUUAAAGCACGGCUUUCCUAUGUUAAGAAGUUACCGUAUCAAGACGGGGAUGUGCUUGUCAGUAGCUAUCCGAAAACAGGAACACACUGGACGGCGAAUCUUUUACACUUCCUUAUGUAUCAUGGCCCACUGGACACACUGGUGUCACAUCCACCUUGCCUUAUAGAUUUGUUCAAUUAUGAGGACUGGCCACAGAAACGGGAUGGCAAUAGAAUCAUAGUGUCACAUUAUCAGCCAAAACGACUACCAGCCGAACAUUUUGAAAAAGGCGGGAAAACUAUUGUUGUGUUCAGAAACCCGAAAGAUACAAGCGUCUCACUAUUUCAUCACUUACGGAAGUUCACGAAGAUCGGCGGAUUAAAGUUAUCUUGGAACAGUUACAUUAAUUAUUGGAUGGAUGGCAAAAUGCCGUUUGGAUCAUAUUUUGACUACUACAAUAACUGGCAACAGCAGAUCAAAGAGAAACCUGAACAAAAUGUUUUAGUUGUACAAUAUGAAGACUUAAAAAAGGACAGCUUGAAUCAGCUUCGGAGGAUUCAGAAUUAUCUUGGACUAAAUCAUUCAGACGAACGACUUCAAGCUGUGCUGGACAAAUGUUCACUUGGAACCCUUAAAGCUGAAGUAGAAAAUGGUAAAGUCAAGACACCUUUAAUUGAUGAAAAGGGGAAGUCAAUUCUCUACAGAAAAGGAGUUAUUGGAGACUGGAAGAACCUUUUCACUGUUGCACAAAAUGAGAAGAUAGAGGAACUUAUUGAAGAGAAAUUUAGGAACAGUAUGUUCAGUUAUGAUGUAUGGAAUUGCUAGAGCCGAUUUCAGACAGACAAAAUGUGUUCAGUAACAAGUCAUGGAUUUGCUUUAAAUUACUGGAUUAAAUCUUUGUAACACGCAGUCUCUAGCUUACCAUGAAGACUGGAAGUAUUAACGAAGACGAUGAUGAUUAAACAUUAUUUUAAUGAUAAACAUGUCAAUAUAUUUGAUUAUUGAAUGUAUAAAAACACAUGAAUUUUGUAUUUAGGAAUGUGCCAUAUACUAAACUCGGUCCUUUGGAGUUCAUUCAGUAGAUAUGUAAUAGAAUUCCGCUUAAGCCGGUGCUAGGGGGCGUGAGAGGUGUUGCACAUUUUAUUACCUCUCAUGAACACACUCAAUCAAAUAGAAAAAGCGGAAACCAAGCCUGCUAUUAUUCUUUUUGGGUUACAUUUCAUGCUUCCAUGGGAUCUUUUCACAGAUGUUAUCGAUUAAAGUUAAUUAUCUAUUACAAAAGGUACGGAUCAAACGUGUGACAUACAUAAAAAAGUUCUUAAACAGUUUCAGUUUACCAUUUCAAGUUCUGAUCGGUAUAUAUUCAGCUCGUAAAUGUACAGAUCCUUGUCAUUAACUUCGACAUACGUGAUUUAUUACUUUUUUGAACAUGUACACAAAUCAUACCUUCAUACCUUUGUCGCUAGAUAUUUCUGCAAACUGACUUCUGUCUAAGUUUUGGCAUAACUGUAUCAACCAAGAGUUUGGUAUCAGUAUAUUAACUAUCCCUAGUUUGUAAAACUGAAUAGAUGAUUACAAAACUGCAGUUGAGACGAACUAUUACUGUAUAAAAUGUUUAUUGUAGACUUUUUCAACUGAAAUAUAACCGACGAGUAAUCUUUGUUUGACUAAUUUUAAUUUUCAAAAUAAUUAUUAUACAAAAUAUGGUAGCAUUUUGGUGCCAGCAGAGAGACUUGAAGGAAACCCUACCAACGACAUAAUCUCCUGAGUACGACUUACUAACUGCUACGCAGGACUUCGUU
Mercenaria mercenaria is the source of this 2044-nucleotide messenger RNA. Its product is annotated as sulfotransferase 2A8-like. Gene Ontology annotation, cellular component: cytoplasm. Gene Ontology annotation, biological process: sulfation. Gene Ontology annotation, molecular function: sulfotransferase activity. NCBI's taxonomy places the organism in Eukaryota, Metazoa, Mollusca, Bivalvia, Venerida, Veneridae. Bases 120 to 1067 code for a protein of 315 amino acids. The record is from RefSeq and is a predicted model, not a curated record. The transcript has 6 exons.